AUGACAAAAUUAUGUAUCUGUCAAAUUUGCACCUGCGGGAAACAUCGAUGUCCUCAUCGCCCCUAUGGUAUCAUCGGUAAAGGUGAUCAAGAUUGUGCGAUCACUGAAUACCGAUCAGAAUUCAUUCCACGAGAAGGCGGCGUGCGACAAUCGUUUAAACCUGAGUAUAAUCUACAAUUGAGUACAGCACGAUUGGAUGAUGAAACAACGCAUAAACAUGAUUUCAUUACGCAUUCUAUUUAUAAAACGCAGUCAUAUAAACCGGAAGAAGUUUAUGUUCGCCAAGGCGAUUUCGAUUCGUUAACUAGUUAUAAUCAGGAAUAUACACCGAAAGGUGGUGAACGUGCGCAAAUGAUUAGACAUGAAGAUCAUCGAACAGCACAGGCUCCAUUCGAGGGUGAUCCAACCUAUCGCACUGAUUAUCGUAAAUGGGAAUCGGCUCGAACUGAAGCUAUUCGACACGAUGGCGGUUAUGUUCCACCAUCCGCUCCAUUCCGAGGUGAAAGUACAUACACAACGGAUUAUUUGAAACAUGAAGGAGGAAUGCGUCAGGCUAUUCGACCUGAUCAAUCCAUUUUACAAUCUCAAGAUCCGUUCGAUGAUCGAACAGGUUAUCGAUCAGAUUACAUUCAACAUCCCAUGCAAGAACGUUACCAACGCACACGAGAAGAAUAUGUUCCCAGUGGAGUUUCAUUAGAUUCGUUGACAACACAUCGACGAGAUUUCACACCUAAAGAUGCCGACCGAACACGUUCAAUGAAACCGGAUGAACAAGGUUUUCGAUCAAAUGCUCGUUUCGAUGAUACGACAACUAAUAAAACUGAUUAUAAACCAUGGGAAGUUCAAGCAAUACAAACGCAUAGACCCGAUGAAUAUCGUCCAUUACCCGGUGAUAUGGAUUUGAAUACAAUGUACAAUUCUGAAUUCACACCUAAGCCAUACGCAAAAACAACAGCCAUUCGUCCAGUCGAAAGACACGGAACGGAUGCCAGAUUUGAAGGUAGCACAACAUAUUUAGGCGAUUACAAACAGUGGCCUGAAGGACGACAAGCGGCAAUACGAGCAAAUAAUGGCUAUGUACCACCAAGUGUACCAUUCGAAGGAAUGUCAACAUACAGAGGUCACUAUAUUCAGCAUGAAGGUGGUGCUCAACGAUCUUAUAAACCUGAUGGUGUUGCUUAUCGCUCCACCGCACCGUUCGAUGAUGCAACUAUGUAUAAAACUGAAUAUACAAGAAAGGAAGUUGAACCGUGUCCAGCCUGUUUCCUUGAUACGCCACGUAGUAAUUUCGCUUUUGCUCACGCGGAACCAACUGGUCACAAAUUUUAUCAACCACACGCUGAAGUAUUUCGAUCACAAUAUCAACAACCUGUCGCAGUUUAA
This is a messenger RNA of Adineta ricciae, 1383 nucleotides long. The record is from the annotation of a GenBank genome assembly. NCBI's taxonomy places the organism in Eukaryota, Metazoa, Rotifera, Eurotatoria, Adinetida, Adinetidae.